CAUGGUGUCAGAGGCCUUUAUAAACCCAACAAAGAAAGUAAGAUACGGCUCAUGGUGUCAGUGGCCUUUAUAAAUCCAACAAAGAAAGUAAGAUACGGCUCAUGUUGUCAGUGGCCUUUAUAAACCCAACAAAGUAAGAUACGGCUCAUGGUGUCAGUGGCCUUUAUAAACCCAACAAAGAACAAGUCUUUUAACACGGUUUGUCUCAGUAACUGUAAGACAAAAUGAACAGUUUUCACUAUUUACUGUGAACUCGCUGUUGACUGAGAUAAUCAUUAGAGUGCAAGAACACAUUCCAUGCCAGCACCCAGUAUAAACUCAGGGAACAUUAUAAAUAAAACUUCAAGCAAGAAGAUAGGGAAACACUCAUUUUUACCAUUGUGUCAAUAUCACAUGAUCAUCUAGCAGGCAAAACAGAAGAUCAAAUAGGAAUAAAAUCAUAUUGGUGUUCAUUGUGCCUAAAGAAUACUAACUAUAACUCUAAAUUUAUUAUACACAUGAGUAGCCAUACAGGUGAGAGACCAUAUAAUUGUUCAGAGUGUCAAAAACAAUUUUCACAAGAAGGCUAUUUAAAAAUGCACAUGAAUCUUCAUACAGGAGAGGAAAAACACCUGUGCUCAAGGAAACAUCAUCAGUGUUCAGUUUGUGUGAAGAAUUUUGCACAAAAACACUUUCUAGAUGAUCAUAUUAAAAUUCAUACCGGAGAGAUGCCAUACCAGUUUAUGGAAUCUCAAAACGGCUUUAAAAAUAAAUCUAAAUUGAUGAGACUCAUGCAGGUCCAUAAAAGAAAGAAAUCAUACCCUUGUACUGAAUGUCAAAAGACCUAUAAAGUAAAAUCUAAUCUAGUUCUCCAUAUGAAAGUUCACCAAAAGACAUCAUACCGCUGCUCUGAGUGUCUAAUUUGCUUCAAAGAAAAAUAUGAGUUAGUGAAACACAUGAGGAACCAUACAGGAGAGAAACCAUAUAAAUGCUCAAAGUGUUUAAAAAAUUUUGCACAAAGCUCUGAAUUAGUAGAACACUUGAGGGACCAUACAGGAGAGAAACAAUAUAAAUGCUCAAAGUGUUUAAAAAUUUUUGCACAAAGCUCUGAAUUAGUAGAACACAUGAUGGACCAUACAGGAGAGAAACCAUAUAAAUGCUGCGAGUGUCCAAAGACUUUUAAACAAAAAUUAAUAUUAGUAAAGCACAUGAGGAAUCAUUCUCUAAGGAAACCAUAUGAAUGCUCAGAAUGUCUAAAGAAGUUUAAUAACAAAUCUGAUUUAGUAAUACACAUGAGGAAGCAUACAGGAGAGAGACCAUAUCAGUGCUCAAAUUGUCUGAAGAAGUUUUCUAGGAAACGUCAUUUAGUAAAACACACCAAGAUUCAUACACAGACCAAACCAGGAAUUCUAGCUCCUAGGUUGAGGAAAGGAUGUCAUUAUACAUCCCAUUCCAUUGAGGUCCUUGGUGGUGGUGUUUGCUGUGGAAUAUGGAUCAUCUGGAAGACGUCCCAAUUCCCCUCCCGAGUUCUGGAGGGUGGCAUAAGAUGUCCUUUAGGUGACAGGUGUAUCUCUGGAGCCUGCCUGUUGUAAUGAUGCAAAUCAACCCCUUGAACCAUACCUAUGAUAAGAUAGGUGUUAGAAAUGUAGAAGACUCCUGGUGCCAGACGUCUCAGGUCUCGUUGUUUGAGAAGUCUACCUUUUGUGUGAUAAAUGUAGGUGUUGGGUCUUAAAACAUGUGGUGUACACCUCAUGGGGGGGGGGAUGAACCCCAAAACCUGGAGUUUAGGUGGGUGCUUUAAGGACCAUAUAAGCUCAAGGAAACAGCUAAGGAGGAGAUUCUGGUGGAGCUCUGGCCUGUGUACAGAGCUCUGCUAGAAGUCUGCUAGAGAGUCUCUGGGGGAGACUGUUGGAGACACUGGGCAGAGUACUGGCUUGGAGCAGUGCUCGUGCUGUGCAGGACUUGGGACCUGUGGCUAGAGUCUGACUUGGUUCCUGUGGUGAACUGUACACUAAACUUCUAUUGUAAGUAAAUAUUCUGUUUCAUCAGUUAAAUUGUAACCCGUCUCACUGCUUAUGUACAAUACCCAG
Cherax quadricarinatus is the source of this 2069-nucleotide messenger RNA. The record is from RefSeq and is a predicted model, not a curated record. Lineage: Eukaryota; Metazoa; Arthropoda; Malacostraca; Decapoda; Parastacidae.